Molecule: messenger RNA, 1401 nt
Organism: Didymodactylos carnosus
Lineage: Eukaryota; Metazoa; Rotifera; Eurotatoria; Philodinida; Philodinidae
Source: the annotation of a GenBank genome assembly
AUGAUGGGUCGGGCAGGCCUCGACUUUUGUUGGCCCGGUUUGGUCCAGGCGGGCCAUCAGAAAUUCACCCGAUUAGGAGCUCUGGCUUAUAUCCGCUACAGGUUACAUAGUAUUGGAUCCCAAUAUCCUAUUGAUCCGAAACAAGUUAACAUGCGUCCUACACAUCAUGAUGGAAAAAAUCAAUCAAUAAUUGAAUUUUCAACAGUAUCUUAUGCUGUACUCGAGAGUCAACAAUAUGUUGAAUUAAUCAUUCAGCGACUUGGUGUAAUAGACACAGUGAGCAGAUUCAGAUUAGAUACUAUUGAUGGUACAGCUGUAGAAAAUGAAGAUUAUAUCAAAUUAUCCGAUGAAUUUGAAAUGAAAGAAGGAGAAUAUGAGAAAAAAAUAAGAGUUGUAAUUAUUGAUGAUAAUGAAUGGGAACCUGAUGAAACAUUCUUUGUUAAGUUGUCAUUACCUAAAAGUGAAGAAAAUCGUCCAACCAAACUUGGAUCAAAAACGGCUGCACUAGUAACAAUAAUAAACGAUGAUGAACCUGGUACAUUUGACUUUGAACAUCAAGCUUCACUUGUUAAAGAAUCGGCUACAAAAGCUGAAUUAAAAGUAAUUCGUUCAAAUGGUGCUGAUGGUCGUGUAACAAUUAAAUAUCGAACAAAAGAUAUUACUGCUGUUUCAAUGAAAGAUUAUAUCGGUGGAGAAAAUGAAAUAAUAUUUGAACAUGGUGAAUUAUCAAAAUCAAUUGAAAUUCCAAUAAUAGAUGAUAGUGAAAAAGAAAAAGAUGAAUCAUUCUCGGUUGAGUUAGUUGAAUCAAGUACUGGUAGUAAGAUUGGAAGACAUUCACGAACAGUGGUGACAAUAAUUAAUGAUGAUGAAUACCAGUCGUUGGCGCGUCGAGUGUUUAGUUUAGCUCAACUUGAUAUUGAUCGUUUAAAUGUGUCGAAAAGAACAUGGGGUCAACAAUUUUAUGAUGCAUUAAAUGUGAAUGGUGGUGAUGUUAAAUCAGCUAAACCAUUCGAUUAUAUCGCGCACUGUCUAUCACUUUUUUGGAAGAUAUUGUUUGCCUUUGUUCCUCCUACGCAAAUGGCUGGCGGUUGGUUCACAUUUAUGGUCUCAUUAAUAUUCAUAGCUCUCUUAACAGCUCUUGUUGGUGAUGUAGCAUCCAUCUUUGGCUGUUUAGUAGGAUUGAAAGAUAGUAUAACGGCCAUAUCACUUGUUGCCAUGGGUACAUCAUUACCGGACACAUUUGCCAGUAUGAUUGCAGCUAAAACUUCAAAAACAGCUGAUGAUGCUAUAGGAAAUAUAACAGGAUCAAAUAGUGUCAACGUAUUUCUUGGUCUUGGAUUACCGUGGGUUAUAGCAGCCAUUUAUUGGGAAACAAAAGUUAGUAAACUAUUCUAUUUUUAA